AUGAUCCGUAAAGAAUUCGCAAGAGUUCUCGGUCUUCAAGGAAAAAAAGAAAAAAUCGAUAUAGCAGUCGUCGGCGGUAAAAUUAUCACUCAGAGGGACAGUCGUAGAGUUAAGCUAUGGAUCUCCCCCCUAAACGGGAAUGAGUCAUACCCAGUCGAAGCACACGAAAUGGACCAUACAAUUAUUAAUGUUCCAGUCCUCGACCGCACCUGGCUAAAGUCGUUUUACCACCUCAGUGAUAUUGAGUUCCCUCACCACACCGGUCCAGUUGAACUAAUACUCGGGGUCCAGUACAUUCAUCUCCAUGCUGAAAGUGAAUUUCGACAAGGCCUGCCAUUUCAACCUGUCGGUGAGAAGACAAAGCUCGGAUGGCAUGUCAUUGGUCCAGACAACGCGAAAGAAUCAAUUGCCAGUUACUUAAAUUUUGCAAAGAAAAUCGAUCUGGAAAGGUUUUACGACUUUGAAACCCUAGGAAUUCGUGCACCGGACUGCAUCUGCCCUCAAGAAAUCAUGUCUCGGGAUGGAAAAAAGGCAGUUGAACUGUUUGAAUCUUCCGGCGACAGGCUAGACGGGCGAUUUGUCAUUGUUCUUCCGUGGAAGAAAGAUCCUACCCAGCUUCCUAACAACUACCUUCUAGCCAACGUCUAA
Molecule: messenger RNA, 648 nt
Organism: Paramuricea clavata
Lineage: Eukaryota; Metazoa; Cnidaria; Anthozoa; Malacalcyonacea; Plexauridae
Source: the annotation of a GenBank genome assembly